AUAAAAAAGCUAUGCUCUCUGCCAAAAGUCUUCCAGAAGCAGCCUUCUUUUCCGCUGAGGAGAAAGUUCAGUUACUUAGUGGUAGUUUCCCACGGAAUCUUACCAAAGAAAGACUAAAAGAGUGGUUGUCAUUCCGAAAAGGGACGGCGAAAGAUGGUAGCGCGCGGUCCGAAGCUACGAAGGCUGAGUUAUCUCAAAGGGUCAUCAGUUAUAUCAAAAAUAGUUGGGAGAAUAAUUUUACGGAGAAGUGGCAACACUUGGCAGCAAGUAAACCAGAGGACCAAACGGCGACCGUCAAUUGUGAUUUCCCUGAGUCUGCACAGUGGGUUUCACUGGUUGACGCGAAGGACGAUGUCACUUCAUUUAAUAUUCAAAAUAUCGUGUCUUACUUUAUUGAGAGAAAAGCUAAAGACAAUGACUCUAAAAAAGAUUACAAGAAUGUCAGCAGCAAAGCUUUCGGUUUGUUUCGACAUGGUCACAUCCAAAAACUGGAAAUCGCUCGGGACGACGAUGAGAACGUACUUAUUUGAUGUGACUGCUUACCUGAAAUGAACAAAAAACUUGAAGUAUAACGUGAAGCUCUCAAUGUGUAAUAAUUGUGGACAUGAAGGUAACAACACAUUUGCCAGCUGUGCUUGCCCAGCUGGCAAAGGUCCACGUGGUUCUUGUAAACAUAUAGGAGCUCUUUGUUAUGCACUUGAAGAAUUUGUGAGACUUGAGUGCACACGGGAAUUUGAAACGUGUACCUCAAGACUGCAGAGUCGGAAUCAGCCGAGAAAGAGGAAGCUUGACUCUCAGUCAGUUUAUGAAAUUGAUUUCUCAAAAAAGAUUUAUAGAAGAGAAGAAAGAAUCAAUGUCAAACCUUUGAAUGAUCCAAGACGUCCAUCUGAAAGGAACAAUGAUUCGAAAAAAGUCAACAGAGAACUGCUUGAUAAAA
Molecule: messenger RNA, 937 nt
Organism: Stylophora pistillata
Lineage: Eukaryota; Metazoa; Cnidaria; Anthozoa; Scleractinia; Pocilloporidae
Source: RefSeq, a predicted model, not a curated record